CAGUGUCUGCAGGCAGACUGAAACCAGUCCAGGGAAGAGGGGGAAGACAUCAGAUAUCAGAGAUAUAAAGAAGACUGAGUGAGGGAACUUGUUUAAGGAUUUAGAGUAGCAGAAGACAUUUGGUGGGGUUGAGAAGUAGCCAGGCUGAGCUGACUUUUACCCCCUGAGGAGGAGUUGCAGUUGCCGGCCAGGGCAGGUCCCAAGGCUGGCAGGGGCUGGCCCUACUGCUUCUCCACCUCCAUUCCUUCCUCCUUAUUCUCCCUUGAAGAGCCAACUGCUGUGCAGUGCUGAACCUACAGGUUGAGCCUGUAAGCUUCAAUAUUCCUCCAAUGUCAGAACACUCCAGAGGAUAAGCCUUUUUUAAGAGGACCUCAUUGCUAUCCUUUUUUUUUUCUGCGCUCACUGGUUGAGUGCACUGAGGAGCUUUGUAUACUUUACCCCCUCUUUGUUUGUUUUGUUUUAUAACCGGAACGCUGGCGAGCUUCUCGGUAGCACGGUGCAAGGACCAGCUCCACUCACCCAAGAUGAGGCGCUGGCUGAAAUGCACCUCCAUGCACUUUAACACAGACUGGAACAAGUAUGAUGAUCGGCUGAUGAAAGCAGUGGAACGUGGGGAGGUGGACAAGGUGGCUGCAGUUCUUGGCAAGAAGGGUAUAGUCCCUACCAAACCUGAUGUGGAGGGACGAUCUGCGUUCCAUUUGGCUGCAACACGAGGACACUUGGACUGUCUCAAUCUCAUACUAUCACACAAUCCUGAUGUCACAGCAACUGAUGCCACAGGUAAAAAUGCUCUUCAUCUGGCUUCAAGAAAUGGACACUCGCUGUGUGUGCAAAAACUUCUUCAGCAUAACUGUCCAGUUGGAAAUGUGGAUCUACAAGGAAGAACAGCUCUCCAUGAUGCGGUUAUGGCAGGCUGCUCAUCCAGCGUGAAACUUCUCUGCGACAGCGGUGCUUCAGUCAAUACCAGUGAUUUUGAUGGCAGGACUCCUCUGGUGCUGGCAACCCAAAUGUGUCAUCCACGUAUCUGUCAGCUUCUUGUAGAGCGAGGGGCCAAUAUCUCUGUCCGGGACAAGCAAAAAAAAACGGCACUCAUUCUCGGAUGUGAGUAUGGUUGCAAGGACGCAGUGGAAGUGUUGUUAAAAAAUGGAGCCGAUGUCAAGGAGGUGGACAGCUUGGGCCAUGAUGCUUUCCACUAUGCUCGCCUCAGCAAGAACCACGAACUUGUUGCGUUGAUUAAAGUCUGCCUCGACAAAGCCACAAGAGAAAAAGAGGCUGCAAAAAUAGAACAGUGGAAGCGACAGCAGUCGGUGGAGCGCUCAGACUCCAUGGAGUCUAACAGAAAGGAUCACAUGAUAAAUGACCUGGAAAGGCAGAAAGAGUCCCUGCAGGAAAGUCUCAGGAAUUACCACCUCGAGCAGAGGGCGCUGCAAGAUGAGGUCAACAUGCUACGACAACAGCUCACACAGGACAAGAAGAUUAUAGAAGACACUCACAAGGAGAAGGAGCAAUUAAGGGUGUUACUUAGUGCCAAAGAACAAGAAGGGUCACGAGGCUUGGAGACUGUCAAGGUCCAGCUCAAAAGCACUAUGGGGGACUACAUGGGCCAGUCAGUGAUAAAAGGCAAAGAGAACGUUUUGGUCAAACAAGCAUAUAGCUUGGAUUUGGAUCAGAAACUCCAGAAUCCUGCCAUGUCACGUUCACUGACCAGACCAUCAGAGAAGGGUCUCUCUGGUGAGCCUGACAUUCUCCGACACGAGCUUGAAAUGCUCAGAAGAAAACAGCAAGCGACCGAGGAGGACAGGGCCCGACUUCAUUCUGCUCUAAGUCGAAAAAACCGAGAAUGCCAAGAACUUGUUCAGAGCAGAGACCUUGUCCAGAAACAGGCUGACCAGCAAAUUCAAGAACUUGAGGAUGCCUUGGGGGACGUCCAAAAGAGAAUGCUUGAUUCGGAAUGCAAGGUUAAACAGCUGCAGGCCCAUGUGGUUGCAGUAAAGGAGCACUUAGGAGGCCAAGCCACAGAAGAGCUGCGUGCCCAGCUUCAAGAUAUCAAGACCAAGUACGAAGGCGCUUCAGCCGAGGUGGGCCGGGUUCGUAAUCGCCUCAAACAGAGUGAGAAGGCUUUGGAGGAGUACAAGAACAGUGAAAGCCAGCUAGCAACUGAGGCUGAAAGGUUAAACCAAGAACUUGGGGCCGUAACCACACAGAGAGAUGAACUUGCAGAAACUGUCCUUGAAAUGGAAACUCAAUUAAAGGAAACCAAGUCCAAGCAAGACAACGUGGUACCCGCUGAGAAAUUUGACAACAUGAAAAACCUGCUCACCAAUGCGGUCGAUGAAAAGGAACGACAGCUUGCUGAACUUAGAGACGACUAUGAUCGUGUGCUAGAGGAGGUGGCGCAGCUCAAUCGAAAGUUAGAUAAUCCCACUCAGAGUGAAACGGGGGUAAUGUUCUCUGAAGAACAACAAAGGAUACUGGCUUCCCUGGAAGAGCAGAACGUCUCGCUGAAAAGGAAACUACAUGACGUCACGGCUAAAAGCCAGGCACUCAUUCAUGAGAUGGAGGACACUGAGGAAGAGAAAGAGAUACUGCAAGAAAAGCUGGAAGACAUGAACAACAGACUCGAGACCGAAUUCAUACCCAUCAAGCAACACGAGGAAGCUCGGAUGGUCAUGAUAACAGCUGUGGAGGAACUGGAGGACAAACUGGUGGAAGCCAGCGAACGCUUCGGAAAAGCAGAGGCCCAGGUCCAACAGCUUCAGACUGAGAGGGUGACGCUCCAUGAGAAUAUUAACAGUCUGCAAAGUGCCACUGAGAAACAGCAAAGUGAAAUGGAAUCCCUGCGAGGGGAUAAGGCUGGGCUGAAGAAUGAGCUUGAACUUUUACUGACAACGUGUGAAGACCGAGACAAGGAGUGUGAGCAGCUCACAGCAAAGACUCAUACUCUGAAACAGAACCUUGAGGGAGAAUAUGUGCCAAGACACCAGCAUGAUCAACUGAGAAUGGAGUUAACUGACACUUUAGAGAGGGUCAAAGCUGAGAUGGCAGAUUUGGAGUGCAGAGAUAAUGAAAAUCAAAAGGAAUUAAAGUAUGUGAUAGAAGGUAAAGCCAAGUUACAAGAAAAGUUGGAAAAUGUACUGUUGGAGAGAGAAAACGACUAUAUAAGUUUAAAGGAUCACAAAUGUGUCACAGAAAAGUUGGGUGCUGCUGUGGUGGAGGCAGAUAACAGAGCAAACCAACUGUCAGAAAUGCAUGUGACAGCCCAGAAGGAAAAUGUGACACUGACUCAAGAGCUGGAAGCUCAGAAGAAAGAACUUGAUACUAUACAGCAAGCCAUUCAGUCCAAGUUCAUCCCUCUGACAGCUGUUGAGGAAAAAGAAAACGCCUACAGUUGCCAAGUAAAGGAGAUGAAAGUCAGACUAUUGGAGAUGGAAGCGAAGUAUAAUGAAGAGAAGUCUGACAGAGAGAACAACAGGCUGGAGAAAGAGAAACUGAAAGUUGAGAUUGAAAAUGUUCAGCGAAGACUGGACACCGCUCUUGUCACUGGUGAAAAGCACAAGGAAUGUGAAGAUGAGUUUAAGGGCCGCUACGAGGAGGUAUCACUGAAGUUGGCCAGUCUGGAGGAGAAGCACAACAAGGUAAAUCUUCAGAAAAUUGAGCUUGAAGCCCAGAAUGCUCUGGGCAACACUCAAAUCCAGAAUCUCCAGGAUCGUCUGAAAUCCGAGUUGACUCGGAUUUCAACGUAUGACACAGAACUCAAGGCCCUUAAUGAUGCCAUGCAGCAAGCUCAGGCGGAUUGCAAGAAAGCACGAGAUGCUCAACUGUUGGAGGCUCAGAAGGUUGGUGUCCUGCAGAAGGAAGUUCAGGAACUCCACAGAGAACAGGCUUCUCUGCUGCAGCAACACACCAAGGCCAAGGAAGCCCUGGAGGCUGAAGUCACAGAGCUACAGAUGGCGCUCCGAGAAGAAGAGGAGACCAGUGGCCAGAGAGCAGAGGAUGUUUCAGCACUGCAAUCUGAGCUUCUCCAGGCCACUCAAGCGCUUGACGAGCGUCGCUCCAAGGAAAAUCAAAUGACCCAGUUGAGAAAAGAGAAGCAGCAUCUUGAGGAGGAAGCUGCUAAUCUCAGUAACAAGCUCUUUAGCUUAACGGAAGAAUGCAAAGAAGUCCACCGGGAGGCAACUCAGGCAAAAGAGGGGGAGAGCAAAGCCAGGAGGGAGAUGGAGGUUGUCCACAAGAAGGGACAAGCCAUUGAAAGAGAAAUCAUGGAGCUGAAAGAGCGCUAUGAUGAGUCACUCGGCACCAUUGGGAAUCUUCAAAAGAGGAUUCAGACAUCAUCUCAGCUGACUGAAUCCAAAGACAAGAAGAUCACAGAGUUGCUGAUAGACGUAGAGCGACUGAAGCAAGCACUGAAUGGGUUGUCCCAGUUGGCGUACACAAGCAACGCUCCCAAUAAAAGACAGAUGCAGCAUAUUGAUGCCCUACAUGUCCAGAUCAAGAACCUACAGCAACAGCUGGCUGAUGCUGAGAGACAACACAGGGAGGUGGUUUCCAUUUAUCGAACUCAUCUCCUCAGUGCAGCGCAGGGCCACAUGGAUGAGGAUGUCCAAGCCGCUUUGCUCCAGAUCAUCCGCAUGAGACAAGAGUUUGUGUGUUAAAGCUUUCUUCAGAAUAAUACGAGGCAACCUGCAGACUCAAAUUCACCAUUCUCACAUCCUUGCCGCACAGUCAUGCUUCCAAUGUAUCAUCCAGACAGUAAUUCUUCUAACAGACUGUUAUUUAAAUCAUUUUAUAGUCGUUCCAUAACCUCAAACUGAGUAUUGAGGCAGAUUAACUGUAGCAUGUAGAGACACUGCUAACUGUGGCCGAACAUUUGAAUCUACAACACUACAUUAGGUCAAGAUCACAACUAUGAAACUUAAUUGAUGAACUUAAAUUGGAAUCAUUUGACUAAUUGCUGUAGAUCAUUUUUACUGCAAACUCUUUCUUUCUUCUGACCACUUCUCACAUUCCAACUCGACAGUCAUCCUUCAAAUGGGAUGUUUGUUCUCUGAUUCACAGUCAAACUGCAUAUAUACUCACAUAUAUACAGUAUAUAUAAAAUAUAUAUUAUAUAAAAAAUAUACAAUAUAUAUGUAUGUAUGUA
Entelurus aequoreus (snake pipefish) is the source of this 5140-nucleotide messenger RNA. RefSeq names its product uveal autoantigen with coiled-coil domains and ankyrin repeats b (gene uacab). The transcript has 19 exons. NCBI's taxonomy places the organism in Eukaryota, Metazoa, Chordata, Actinopteri, Syngnathiformes, Syngnathidae. Gene Ontology annotation, molecular function: actin binding. Bases 525 to 4652 code for a protein of 1375 amino acids. The record is from RefSeq and is a predicted model, not a curated record.